Salvia splendens (bonfire salvia) is the source of this 1605-nucleotide messenger RNA. Its product is annotated as pentatricopeptide repeat-containing protein At3g25210, mitochondrial. Gene Ontology annotation, molecular function: mRNA binding; protein binding. Bases 316 to 1452 code for a protein of 378 amino acids. Lineage: Eukaryota; Viridiplantae; Streptophyta; Magnoliopsida; Lamiales; Lamiaceae. The transcript has 2 exons. The record is from RefSeq and is a predicted model, not a curated record.
UGUGUGAGCCUUGUGUGCUGAGUUAACAUAAUCUUAUUCACGUGUGUGUUCCAUAUGCUGGUACUGACCUUUAGCUAUAAAUAUACUAGAUCUACCAUGCAUACUUGCAGACAUUUUUUAGUGCUAAUAAAUAGUACAUCAUGAUUUUGUAGUUUCUUGUAUUUAUAGAUAUGAAAUGAUAUUCUAGUUUUUUCUUUCUUCUUCGCCGGCGCCAGCGCUAUCUCCGUCCUGAGAGCAUAUAAAGUGGUGGAGUAGUAUAAUUUUCUCGACUGAUAACUCCGUAGCACAAGCCACCGCCCUCCUCCGCCGCCAGUAAUGGCCCUGAUUUUACCUCGGACCAUCCGAGCUUCCCUCCUUCGCCUCUCUGUCCGACAUCUCACCUCCACCACCCUCGACGACCCUCCGCCGCUGCCGACUCCAUCCGACACCUCCCCUCAAACCCUACCACCAAAAUCCCCAAAUCUGCGCGCCCGAACUCCAUUGGAACACCAAUUCGAGUCAUGGCUUCACAAUCUCAAACCCGGAUUCACCCAUUCCGAGGUCCACGACGCCCUCCGGGCCCAGCCCGACCCGGACAUCGCGCUCGACAUUUUUCGGUGGACGGCGCAGCAGCGCCACUACAGGCACAACCACGACACCUACCUCGCAAUGAUGGAAAUCGCCGUCUCAGGUAAGCGGUAUCGCGCCGCCGAGACUCUCAUCGAUGAAGUCCUCGCCGGAGCUUGCUCCGCUAGCCUCCCGCUGUUCAACACUAUGAUCCAAUUCUGCUGUGACCGUAAAUUCCUGUUUAAUCGCGCUUUCGAUGUGUAUAAGAAAAUGCAGAAAUCUGAGGAUGCUAGGCCGAAUUUGGAGACUUAUGCUAUGCUUUUUGGUUCACUUUUAAGGAAGUUUGAUAAAUUGAAUGUGUGUUAUGUUUAUUUGCACGCUGUGAGAUCAUUAUCGAAGCAAAUGAAGUCUUCGGGGGUAAUCCCUGACGCCUUCGUGUUGAACAUGAUCAUCAAAGCCUACUCAAAAUGCCUGCAGGUUGAUGAGGCAAUUAGAGUUUUUCGUGAAAUGGGGCUGUAUGGCUGUGAGCCUAAUUCGUAUACGUAUAGUUAUUUGGUUAAGGGAUUGUGUGAGAAGGGUAGAGUGAGUCAAGGGUGGGGUUUCUAUCAGGAGAUGAGAUCAAAGGGGCUGGUGCCAAAAGUGACUACCUAUUUGGUUUUGAUUUGUAGUCUGGCGAUGGAGAGGAAGUUUCAGGAGGCGAUCGAGGCUGCAUUUAACAUGAUAGGGAACUCUUUGUCGCCUGAUCUUCUGACAUACAAGACACUGCUCGAAGAAAUGUGUAGGGAUGGGAAGGGCAACGUGGCGUUUAAGCUUCUUGAGAGUUUUCAAAAGAGGGACAGUAGCAUGAACGAGAAGACAUACAAGACUUUACUGGACGGGCUGCACUUUUCAAGUCGGGGUUUCUAGCUGCUUUGACUUCUUACUUGUGAGAGGCUCAUGCCAAUGUCUACCCUGAAGCUAUCUUCAUCUGCAGCUGGCUUCCACUGCUCCACCAGAGAUGAGAGCACCGUGACAACAUGGCUCAUGUCAGGCCGUUGGUUCGCUUCUCUAGUGCAGUGU